AUGUCUUAUCAAUCAAGUGUAGCUCAAGACUCUUUAGCUGCGGCACAAUUAGAGAUGACCGGUAACCCCAACGCUUUGGCCUUGCGUCGGCCAUUCGACCCGGUGGCGCACGACUUAGAAGCAAGUUUUCGAUUGACACGGUUUGCGGACUUGAAAGGAAGAAGCUGCAAAGUUCCCCAAGAUGUUCUUGGUAAACUUGUGGAAUCAUUACAACAGGACUACUCCCAGCAAGAGGACCAGUUUAUGCAUGUGGCUAUCCCGCGCAUUGGUAUCGGCUUGGACUGUUCGGUAACGCCACUCAGACAUGGAGGGCUUUGUUUGGUCCAAACUACUGACUUCUUCUAUCCCUUGGUAGAUGACCCUUACAUGAUGGGCAAAAUCGCAUGUGCCAACGUUCUAAGCGACCUGUACGCGAUGGGUGUAACAGAAUGUGACAAUAUGCUCAUGCUGCUCGGCGUAUCAACAAAGAUGACAGAGAAGGAGCGAGAUGUUGUUAUUCCUCUAAUUAUGCGUGGAUUCAAAGACUCAGCCCUGGAGGCUGGCACUUCUGUUACUGGUGGACAAACAGUUAUUAACCCUUGGUGUGCAAUUGGCGGGGUAGCCACUACAAUUUGCCAACCAAAUGAAUAUAUUGUUCCUGAUAAUGCUGUUAUGGGUGAUGUGCUUGUGUUAACCAAACCCUUGGGUACCCAAGUAGCUGUAAAUGCUCAUCAGUGGCUUGACCAACCUGAACGCUGGAAUCGCAUCAAAUUGGUUGUGUCUGAAGAGGAUGUUCGGAAGGCGUAUCACCGAGCAAUGGAUUCUAUGAGCAGGCUUAAUCGUAUUGCUGCUCGUUUAAUGCAUAAAUACAAUGCUCAUGGUUCCACAGAUGUAACUGGCUUUGGUCUGUUAGGUCAUGCACAGAACCUGGCUUCUCAUCAGAAGAAUGAGGUUUCAUUUGUUAUUCACAACUUACCAGUAAUUGCCAAGAUGGCAGCAGUAGCUAAGGCCUGUGGAAACAUGUUCCAACUGUUGCAAGGACACGCUCCUGAGACUUCAGGUGGACUGCUAAUCUGCUUGCCACGUGAACAAGCUGCAGCUUACUGCAAAGACAUUGAGAAGCAAGAAGGCUACCAGGCAUGGAUCAUAGGAAUUGUUGAGAAGGGCAACCGCACUGCCCGCAUCAUUGAUAAGCCCCGAGUCAUUGAAGUGCCCGCUAAAGAUUAA
This is a messenger RNA of Spodoptera exigua (beet armyworm), 1206 nucleotides long. The record is from the annotation of a GenBank genome assembly. NCBI's taxonomy places the organism in Eukaryota, Metazoa, Arthropoda, Insecta, Lepidoptera, Noctuidae.